Messenger RNA from Aspergillus melleus, 675 nucleotides. RefSeq names its product GTP-binding nuclear protein gsp1/Ran. The transcript is spliced from 5 exons. The record is from RefSeq and is a predicted model, not a curated record. NCBI's taxonomy places the organism in Eukaryota, Fungi, Ascomycota, Eurotiomycetes, Eurotiales, Aspergillaceae. Bases 1 to 675 code for a protein of 224 amino acids. Gene Ontology annotation, molecular function: GTP binding; GTPase activity. Gene Ontology annotation, biological process: protein import into nucleus; ribosomal subunit export from nucleus. Gene Ontology annotation, cellular component: nucleus; cytoplasm.
AUGGCAUCUUCCGAAGUACACGAUCGAACAUUCAAGCUUGCCUUGCUCGGCGAUGUUGCCGUCGGAAAGACCAGUUACAAAGUCCGCCAUUUUACAGGGGAAGAGGUAACAGAGUAUCGGUCGAUCAACUACUGCGAGAUAUCGCAUCCACUCAAAUAUACACUGGCGAACGGGCGCGGCAGUGUCAACUUCGAGAUAUGGGAUAUCGCCGGCAACCAGGGCCACAUGAACCGGUUAGGGGAGUAUUUGAAAGACACCGAUGCGGCUAUCAUCAUGUUUGACGUAUCACGACGGAAGACCUGGGAAAGUGUGGUCAAGUGGUACCAGGACCUUGCAUCCGUAAACCAUACACAUAUUCCCGUGGUAGUCUGCGGAAAUAAAGUGGACGAUCAAUGCGAGCGCGAGGUCAAACCGGAAGAUAUCAUAUGGCCGGACGAGAUGAGUGGCGUUCAGUACUGCGAGACGUCUGUCAAGUCCAACUUGAAUUUCGAUCAGCCGUUUUUGUGGCUUACGAGGUCUCUUCUGGAUGAUCAUAGUCUGGAGUGGGGAUCGAACGUUUUAUGUUCUGGCUAUAUGGCACCAACUUUUGACCCUGAACAAUUGAGGAAGUAUCAUGAGGAGAUGGCGAUAGCAAGCUAUUUGCCAAUUCCUGAUGAAGAUGAGUUCGACCUAUGA